GUCAACGCUGGUAGCAAUAUACGAUACAUACAUAUAUACAUACGUACGUAUUUCUCAUUAUACAAUACAUACAUAUAUAAGUACGUACGUAUUUCUCACUACACCCACAACAAACCCGCCUUUCUUCCUACCGUCGCGCUUUUCCGGAAGGGAGACAAAUAACCAUCACCCCAGGCGCACGUUAGAUACGUCCCUUCCUUCGAAACCCGCCUUUCUUCCUACCGUCGCGCUUCUCCGGAAGGGAGAAAAAUAACCUUCACACCAGGCGCACGUUAGAUACAACCCUUCUACUCGAAAACCUCUUUCAGAGAAAUGAAAUCGCCCUUCAAAAAGCUCCUGAAACUCCGAUCUCCUCUGACCGAAAAACCACCAGAUUUCCCCAAACUACCCUCCAUGAAUACCCAAAAUACCCUUCCUAUCCCCACCCUCUCUAUUUCCCUCGCUUCCCAAAAUGCCCUCACUCAAUUCCUGAAAUCCCAUCUCACUUCCCCCAUCACUCCAUCCCAGCUCCUCUCCUUCCUGCGAACCAAACUCCAUCAUCACCCUACAUUCACACAAUUCGAUUUCCACAUCUUCCGGUGGGCCGCUUUGAUUGAUGACUCCUUCCGCCACGAUCACUCCACCUACGAGUGGAUGGCCCGCACCCUCGCCAUCACUGAUCGCUUCGAUGAUCUCAAUUCCCUCCUCCAGACCGUCCUCUCCGAUCCCUGCCCGUGCUCUGAUGGCACUAUCUUUGCCUGCCCACGCAUUGAGCCCAUCUUCCGGUUUGCCCUCAAUUCUUUUGUCCGGGUGGGCCGACUCAAUGAUGCCAUUGCUGCCUUUGAAUCCAUGAAGAGAUCCAUUGAUGGGAAGCCUAAUAUAGUCCUAUACAACAUUUUAAUAAACGGGUUUGUUAAACAUCAGAAUCAUGAAAAAGCCCUCGAGUUGUAUCGGAAGAUGGUGAAGGAUGGCGUGAGACCGGAUGUGUUCACGUUCAAUAUUUUGAUUGGGAGUUGCUGUCGGAAUUUGAAUUCCGAUUCGGCCCUGGGUCUGUUUCGGGAAAUGCGGAUCAGAGGUUGUAAUCCAAAUGUGGUUAGUUUCAACACGUUGAUUCGGGGUUGUUUUAGAGAAGGGAAGGUUGAGAAGGGCAUUGGGAUCGCCCAUGAAAUGCUCGAUUUGGGUUGUGGGUUUUCGGUUGCUACGUGCGAGAUUUUGGUGGAUGGGCUUUGUAGGGUGGGGCGGGUAGUUGAUGCUUCCACUUUUUUGGUUGGGUUUUUGAGGAAAGGAGCCAUUCCUAUUGGGUUUGAUUGUUUGAAUCUCAUCGAGGUACUAUGUAGGGAAGGGAAGAUGGAUCGAGCAUUGGAGGUUUUGGAUGAAUUUUGGGCAAGUGGAAGAAGGCCGAGUGUGGUCGCUUGUACUACGUUGAUUGAAUGCAUGAGGAAUUCAGGGAAGAUUGAUGAAGGGUUGAGAUUGAUGGAGAGGAUGUUGAAAGAUGGGAUUGUUCCGGAUAGUGUUACGUACAAUUGUGUUGUUCAAGCUUUAUGUGAUGUUGGGCAGGUAAUGGAUGCGAAUAGACUGAGGGUGUUGGCUUCGAGCAAAGGAUUGGAUCCGGAUGGUGCGACAUUCGAUAUGUUGGUUUCUGGGUUUGCGAGGGAAGGUUGGAGGAGAGAAGGCGAAGGUGUUGUUGAUGAGAUGUUGGAUGCGGGAUUCAUACCGGAUAUUAGUACGUACAACAGGUUGAUGGAUGGGCUUCGAAAUGGAAGUAUGCCCAUUCGUCGUCAUAGAAAUGUUACUGGUGAGUGAGAAUUGAUUGCUGUAUUGGCUAGUAGUGAGGACCACCCUAACUCCUUGGGCAAUUAACUAGUCGGCGUUCUUUGGUGUUUUGAACUGUGUCAGGCCUCAUGUUCAACUUGAGGAAAAGUGGCGUCGCCGGGGUUGCUUUUGAUGGUGAAUUUGUGGAUUCCUUUGCCGACUUUUUGGAAUGUAAUUUUACGUCUCCCGAUGAAGGGCAUUGGUCUUAUGAUUGGGGGGAAUUCAAAUUUUUGAGACCCAAUUGUGGAGAGAAUUGAAAAGAGCCGGCAAAAUGGGAAAUUAAAAAACCUUAUCUUACAUUGGGAGGGAGAAUUUGAUAACAAAUCUUCCAAUAUGCUUCCUUUCUUUAUUUAAGAUGCUGGCAAGCAUUGCUAAGAGAAUAUAGAAGAUCCAGAGGGAUUUUUGGUGGGAGGAAAGAGAGAAGGGCACAAAUUUCACAUCGUCAAUCAAGGUUUGAAGUAUUGCCAACACCAGUACAUGUUGCCCAUGAAUGAUACAGCUGUAUCAGCCUGUUGGCCCAAGACAGUGAUAUCGGGUGAUAUGGGGCCAUAUUGGUGGUGAACUAUAUGAUACCCAACACACCGAUUUUAGAACCUUGUCUUUAACUGAGGGAAAGUCCAAAUUCAAAGAGGGAAGGUCUUGGGAUGGUUUGGUUAAGGGAGACGUAUUGUUCCCUUGGAAAAUGGUGGUGGCGGUUCAGGGAUGAGCUGGAAGCCUUAUGGAGAGAAGUUAAAUGGAAAACAUGGACUUUGGGAGGUGGUUCUCGGGCAGUUAUCUAGGAAUGAAGUUUCAAAUGUGUCAAGGGCAAUUGACUUGAUUGGCAGGAGAUCUAACAUUGAGGGCGGUCACUUCCGAACAAAGUGGGUGACUUCGAGGAGGACCCGAGGAUGGUGUUGGUUGAGGAAACAAGAUCUGUUUAGGAAAAAUGUGUGGCUUGGGGGCUCUAAUUAGAUGCUUCUUUUCCAUCCAUUUGCUCUUUGGCUUUGAACAAAGAGGCCAUGGUUGAUGAAAGCCCCUUUGUUUUGUUUUUUUGGGGGUUAGGGUUAGAUGCAACAUGAAUGAAGAUGAAAUGAGGGGUUUUGCUGACCUUAUGGGUUCACUUCAUGAGGCUGACAUUGUUCUCUUGGGUGAAGAUUGGAAGUAUUGGAGUUGGUUGGCUUGGGGAAUCGUCUCAUACAAAUCUAUAAUGUCCAAGUUGUGUGACAUUGGUAAUUACAGCCACCUGUGUGCCUUUGUGUGGAAAGUCCCCAUCUGUCCUAGAGUUCAGUCCUUUGGUUGGAUUGCUGCUGCAAACGAAAUCUUAACUUUGGGUAAUUUAUAGAGGAGAAACAUGGCGCAAACAAAUAUCUGCUUUAUCUGUAGGAAAGUUGAGUUGCCGGUGGAUCAUCUGUUCUUGCAUUGCAUGUCAAUGUGGGCAGUUUGGGAUUAUUUUCGCAGUUCUUUAGAGUUCAAUGGGCUGUUGGAACAUUGGUUUUUGAUGUAAUUUUGGGUGUUAGUGCUACCUACCUUCACUGGGACCUGAUUUUGUUCUUGUGGAGGGGUUGGGGUUUAUUGUAUUUGUGGAGGUUUGGAUUGGAGGAAGAUUCAUUGUGGAAAGACACCAUUGGGAGGAAAUAUGGGCAUCAAAUAGGGGGAUGGUGGACAUGAACUUCAUUGCUAUAUAGAGCCUCUGACUUAUGGAAUCCUGUAGCUUCACUAAUUAGCAAAAAUACCAGAGGGAGUGGCCUUCUUAUUGGGUAAUGGGAAAAGGAUACAUUUUUGGGAGGACAUUUGGAUAGGUGGCAAACCGUUGAGGGAAGUCUUUCCAAGGUUGAUGCGAUGCUCCACCUCAGAAAAUAUUUCAGUUUCACAUUGUUUCUUGAUAGUAGGGGGAGAGAUUGCCUGGGCCCCACCAUGUCACAGGAUGAAGAAAAUGAAGAUCUCGCUGAUACUCUUAAUGUUACUCCGCUAUGCAAAGCCAACACUUGGGAUAAACGAUGCUAUGAUUUGGCUCAAAGAGCAGUCUGGCCGACGCUCCGUGAAAUCCUUGUAUAAACUUCUUAGUGGUCCGCCUUCGGGCUCCCCACCUCAUCACGCUGCUCACUUCUGGCAUUAUGGGGCUGCUCCCAAAUUUGUGGUCUUGGCCUGGUUAGUCGGGAACAAUAAAGUGCUGGCAGUUGGUAAUCUUCGUUGCGGGAAUUUGCCACUCACAAAUGUCUGUAUGAUGUGUAUAAAGGAUGAGGAAUCAGAGGACUGUCUCUUUUUUUCA
Molecule: messenger RNA, 4039 nt
Organism: Magnolia sinica
Lineage: Eukaryota; Viridiplantae; Streptophyta; Magnoliopsida; Magnoliales; Magnoliaceae
Product: pentatricopeptide repeat-containing protein At2g36240
Exons: 1
Coding region: 313-1782 (489 amino acids)
Molecular function (GO): protein binding
Source: RefSeq, a predicted model, not a curated record